Messenger RNA from Durio zibethinus, 500 nucleotides. RefSeq names its product transcription factor PRE6-like. Gene Ontology annotation, molecular function: protein dimerization activity. NCBI's taxonomy places the organism in Eukaryota, Viridiplantae, Streptophyta, Magnoliopsida, Malvales, Malvaceae. The record is from RefSeq and is a predicted model, not a curated record. Gene Ontology annotation, biological process: regulation of DNA-templated transcription; regulation of growth.
UGGUCCUUUCCUUCCUCUUUAUAUUUCUCUGAUCGCUUUCUCAAACUCUUCAUAUCUUAUGUCUAUCACUACUCCUACUACUCCUCUAUUCCUUAAUUUCUUGCCAACAUAAAACAUUUUCUAUAGCUAUAGCUUGGUUUUGGUAGUUGUUGAAUAUUUUAAACCCAUAGGGUUAUACCAAGGGCAAGAGCAUUUCUUGGUUUUUGCUCAUUUCCAAGAUGUCUAGCAGAAGGUCGUCGGGGCAGUCGACAGCAGGUGUUUCCAGGAUUUCAGAUGAACAGAUCAUUGAACUUGUCUCCAAGUUACGCCAACUUCUUCCUGAGAUUCGCGAUAGGCGAUCUGACAAGGUAUCUGCAUCCAAGGUUUUGCAAGAGACUUGCAAUUACAUUAGAAGCUUGCAUAGGGAAGUGGAUGAUCUAAGUGAGCGACUAUCCCAGCUCUUGGCCACUAUUGAUGCUGAUAGUGCAGAAGCUGCAAUAAUAAGGAGUUUAAUUAUGUAA